CAAAUUAUCAGGUCAAUGAUUGGAAUUAUUGAGAUUAUCACGAACUCCCCGAUAUACCCCUCAAAGCCAUACGUGUAUAACCACCAGAAUUCCCGUACUUUUAUUACCUAAACCGUGCUGCAGUGGAAUAUUAACCCCUCCCCCCCCAAAAACACAGACCCAGAGUUUGGUAUGAAAGACACGGUUUGGCGGCUUUUGUUGUUAGUUUGCCUAUCUUUUUCCCGUAGUAAAAUAAAAUCAUUUCAUUUCAUUUUAUUCAUCAUUUUUUCGAAUAUAAAAAAGAUAAAUAUUAAUACUUAAGUAGCAACUGCAGCUCAGUUAGCUGUCCACUCGUUUUUUAUUCAUUUUCAUUUUAUUUUCCUUCUUCUCUUUUCUCUUCUUACACUGAGUUUUCCAGGGAGCAGAGAGAAAGAAACGAAUUCAUAAUUUUGAAAAGAAAAAAUUUUCAUUCCACUUGAUUAUAUUUUUUUCCCACUGUUUGACAUAGAUUUUGCCGGUAAUUUCCUUGGGGAAAAUCGCAGUUUCUGAGAGCAUCAUUUUUUCCCUAGUUAGUUCGGAGCUAUUUUGGUUACAUUUCUGUUGGAGAGAUCUGAGGUUUUCUUCUGGUUUUAGUCAGCGAUCUGGGAGUUUGGUUUGGUUUGGUUUUCUUGCAGGGAAAGAAUCGAAGAUAUUCUGUUCUGAUUUUUUUUCUUUUUCUUGCCUUUGGUAAGACGCCAUUGGCUGUUGUUGAAAGAAAAAGGAAGAAGGCGAAGAGUUGUAGUUUCUUUUAUGUCUUUGUAUUGUAAGCUUUUAUUUUUUGUCUUUGUAAAUACGCGUGGGCGUAGGAGUAGGACUCGUGUAAUGCUGGGGUCAGAGUCUGAGAGUCUCUCGUAAAAACAUCCUCUUAACUACUUUUGUCUGAAAAAUACCUCUCCAUGACUUCUGAUACAGAUCACCCAUUUCCACUACUUCCAGAGAUCUAAAAACAAUCCCAGUGCUCCAGUAAAUAUCCUUUAUUUUUUUUUAGUGACCGAAACCUUACAUAUUAUAGUUAAAAAAAAAAAAAAGAUGAUGAGACUGAACACUAUAGCGACAGGGCUGUCCCCGGUGCCAAAUGGCGACUCAGCUUUUGGCGGUGGAGGUGAACCGGCUGCUAAUGAUUGGGAGCUUACACCCGGAGGCAUGUUGGUACAAAAGCGAGACCCGAACUUCGAUCGAAUCUCCAUCCCACCACCGAAUAUUAGAGUUAGAGUCAAGUACGGGUCCAUCUACCACGAAAUCAGCAUCAAUUCUCAAGCUACAUUCGGGGAAUUGAAGAAGAUGUUGACAGGGCCAACAGGAUUACACCAUCAAGAUCAACAGCUGUUAUACAAGGACAAAGAGAGGGAUUCCAAUGCGUUUCUGGACAUGGCAGGUGUCAAGGACAAGUCCAAAAUUGUUUUAGUUGAAGACCCAAUUAGUCAAGAAAAGAGGAUAUUGGAGAUGAGAAAGAAUGCCAAGAUGGAGAAGGCUUCUAAAUCCAUAACUGAAAUCAGCUUGGAAGUCGAUAGGCUUGCUGGCCAGGUGUCAGCCCUUGAAUCAAUAAUUUCUAAGGGUGGGAAAGUGGAGGAGAAAUAUGUGCUUAAUUUGAUUGAGCUGUUGAUGAAUCAGUUGCUUAAAUUAGAUGGGAUUAUGGGCGAUGGAGAUGUCAAAUUGCAAAGAAAAAUGCAGAGCCUUGUCUAUUUGCCAUUGUUGAUGAAGGUGAAAAGAGUUCAAAAAUAUGUUGAAACAUUGGAUAUGUUGAAGAUUAAAAACUCAACGCCUAGCAGCGACCGAGGUGAUCAUAUGGAGACGCAGAAUCAACACAGGCAUUCGAAUGGGCAAAAACUAACCCCAAUCAAAGAGCAGCAAUCUAGGCAUUUUAACGGGCAAAGACUAGCACCAAUUCAAGAGCAGCAAUCAAGGAACUCAGUUGCACAUUUGCCAAUCUAUCAACAAUACCAGCAGCAAUCAAGGCAUUCAGCAUCGGAGGGGGUCGUAGUCACCACAAAAUGGGAGACUUUUGAUUCUUCCCCAGCAUUGUUGCCGGUCUCCUCAACAUCUACAUCAACCUCCAAUAAAUCAGUCCAGCCAAAGUUCCCUUGGGAAUUCUUUGACUAAGUACUAUGCCGCGUCUCCUUUUACUUGUGUGUGUGUGGAUGUGCUUUGGGUUCGUGUUCCAGUUGGGUUUGUUAUCUCUUCUUCUUCUUCUUCCAUUCUUUUUGUGCUUAAAUUUUCUUGGGCAACCACCCCCCCCUUUUCUUACAUCUGUCAUCCAGUUCACCAGAAAAUAAAUGGGGCUUCCACCAUAGUGAUGAUUAUUAAUUACUAUGAUGAUUAAAGUUAAAACUGUUAAUUCUCCUUUCUAUUCUAUUGUCGUUGAAUUCAUAUUUCAAUUUGCACUGUCCUUUUGAUGGUGACAAACACUUACAUUUGUAGACUUGUUAAUUGAGAUACUAAGUUUUUAAACUUCCGGAUGAAGGGGAGCUGUAUUUUGGAUGCCUGAUGUGUUAAUUUUCUUUUAAUGAUAGAAGUUGUCAGGUUCCAUCCUA
Durio zibethinus is the source of this 2549-nucleotide messenger RNA. The record is from RefSeq and is a predicted model, not a curated record. NCBI's taxonomy places the organism in Eukaryota, Viridiplantae, Streptophyta, Magnoliopsida, Malvales, Malvaceae.